Colius striatus (speckled mousebird) is the source of this 4916-nucleotide messenger RNA. It is a transcript of the gene EXD2, whose product is annotated as exonuclease 3'-5' domain containing 2. Gene Ontology annotation, biological process: nucleobase-containing compound metabolic process. Gene Ontology annotation, cellular component: cytoplasm; nucleus. The record is from RefSeq and is a predicted model, not a curated record. The transcript is spliced from 10 exons. The coding region runs from base 904 to 2772 and encodes 622 amino acids. Gene Ontology annotation, molecular function: nucleic acid binding; 3'-5' exonuclease activity. NCBI's taxonomy places the organism in Eukaryota, Metazoa, Chordata, Aves, Coliiformes, Coliidae.
AGCGUCGGCUUUACCUGAGACCAGCCACUGGCCUCCAUUGUUGGAGAAUUCGAUGGCAUUGACACAGCCGAAGUGGCCCAGGAGGUCCUUCUUGUAGAGGUUCCUGCAGCCUCGCAGGCGUCUCCGCUGGAAGUCGUGGGUGAGCAGGGGGUCCCCUUCUAAGCCCCGCUGGGACAGGAACCCCACCACGGACCGCAUGCUGCUCCCCCGGCCGCCUCUCCUCUUCAUGCUGCCGCCUGCGCCGCUCCCCGCCGCUCCUUCCCCCGCCGCCCCUUCCCCCGCUGCCGCCUCCCCUCCCCCGCUUCCCCCCUUGUUAUGGUUAUGAUGAUUUUUCUUUAGCCAGCCAUGGCAGAGAGGUGUUAGACACUCCGCCGCUUCCUGAUCCCGCUGGCUCCUCCCCGCUCCCCUCAGCAGCUGAUCCUCAGCUGCAGCCCGCGCCGCCCGGACCGGCUCUAACGCUGCGCCGCCGCUUUUGAACUCGCUGCCGGAGCGGCGCGGGAAGGGACGGAUGAGCUCGGCGCUCCGAGGGGCCGCAGAGGACGGUUCCGGCCGCCGCGCCUCAGGAGCUCGCUCCCGGCCCCGGCCCCGCGUCGGGCGGACGGGCAGGCAGGUGCUGCCGCGAGCGGGCUGCGUCCCCGAUGGAGGGGAACGGGAAAAGGGACCUCUCCGGAGCCACAGCCGCCCCGCCGGGUCCCGCCGACAACUCGCCAGAGGGAGGAUGAGGGGAAAAAAAGUAGUCCAGGACGAGCGUCAUUCAAAGAGUAACGUCUGUAAGGCCCAGCGUGGAGUCCCCAGUCCCACCUUGCAGCAUCUGACCACAUACUGCGCACAAGGCCAUGGUAAAACCCUACAAUGCUGGUUUGAGCGGGUGAAGCGAAGGAGGGAAAAGGGAGAUGAAAAAAAAUGCCCAGGCAAACGGCAGUGACGAUUACUUUGGCAACUCUGCUGGGUGUUGCAGUGGGGGGGCUGCUUUUAUGGAAGGCAACCCAGCGUCGUAAAGGAAAAGCACACUGCAGUAGCCAGCGAGAGGAAGCAGUUAACAACUCUGGAGACAAGAAACUGAGUACAGCAGAGGAUAAGGAGGAGGUGCUUUCCGUCUUCAGAUCUCCCACCUCUUCCUGGGUAGACAGAACCCUUGGUGCAGACAUAGUGAUAGUUUCAGAGCAGGAGGAGUGGGAUCACGUUGAACCUUUGCUGAAGAAGGAGCUGGAGAAGUGGCCAGUACUUGGAAUUGAUUGUGAGUGGGUAUCUGUGGAGGGAAAAGCAAAUCCUGUAUCCCUGUUGCAGAUGGCUUCUUCCAGCGGCCUCUGUGUUCUUGUUCGGUUGCCCAGGCUUGUUGCCAGCGGACAGACUAUCCCAAAGACCCUGCUGGACAUCAUGGCAGAUAGAGCUGUGCUGAAGGUUGGCGUAGGCUGCUGGGAAGAUGCUUGCAAGUUACUUCAUGAUUAUGGUCUUCAAGUCAAAGGGAGCCUGGAUCUGCGAUAUUUAGCCUCGAGGCAGCGGAAGGACCUGCUUCACAACUGCCUUAGCCUUAAGUCUUUAUCUGAAACAGUCCUGAACUGCCCACUGGACAAAUCUCCUCACGUGCGUUGCAGCAACUGGGAGGCUGAAGAACUGACACAAGAUCAGGUUCUCUAUGCUGCUAAGGAUGCCCAGGUCUCAGUGGCACUGUUCCUCCAUUUGCUGGGAUUUUCCAGCCUCCCUCCUACAUCUGAAGGCGAAAACUCCACUGCUGUUUGGGAAAAAGCACUGGGUAAAUGCCGGGGCCUGGUGGAUAUCCCGUUUAGAGGAAGAAGGGGCGGCAGUGCAGGAGAGGACAAGAGCGGAGAGGGACGCUCCCCUCAGAAAGCGAAGCAUCGGAAGCCUUCGGCCAGCGGCCCCCCCUCUGACAGUCACCAAGUGAGAGACCCGCGGAGGCAGAGGCGGAAGCCUCUGGGUGUGGGAUACUCUGCACGGAAAUCUCCGCUGUAUGACAACUGCUUCCUGCACGCACCAGAUGGACAGCCCCUGUGCACCUGUGAUCGCAAGAAGGCUCAGUGGUAUCUGGACAAAGGCAUUGGAGAGCUAGUUAGCACAGACCCAUUUGUUGUGAAGCUGCGGUUUGAGCCUUCAGGACGUCCCGACUCUCAAGUUGAUUAUUAUCUGAUGGUCAAAGAGAACCUGUGUGUUGUGUGUGGCAAGAGAGAAUCCUAUAUCCGGAAGAACAUUGUUCCUCACGAAUACCGAAAGCACUUCCCCAUCCAGAUGAAGGACCACAACUCCCACGACGUGCUGCUGCUCUGCACGUCCUGCCACGCUGUCUCCAAUCACUACGACAACCACCUGAAGCAGCAGUUGGCUGAGGAGUUCGGGGCUCCCAUCGGCUCCGAGGAGGGCGUCCGUCUGCUGGAGGACCCUCUGCGCAGGCAGGUGCGCUCGGGGGCCCGAGCCCUGCUCAAUGCAGACAGCCUGCCUGAGCUCCGGAGGGCAGAACUUCUGCAAAGCAUCAAGGACUUCUUUAACACAGAGGCAAUCACCCCAGAGAUGCUCCAGGAAGCAGCUGGUCUGGAAACCAGGAUCUACAAUGAGAGCUACACACCUCACGGACUGAAGGUGGUGCAGUGUUUUGCUAAAGGAGGCCUGCGCUCCCUUAUGCAGCUGGAGAGACGCUGGCGGCAGCAUUUCCUGGACAGCAUGCAGCCCAAGCACCUCCCAGAGCAGUGGGCAGUGGACCAUAACCACGUGAAGCUGAUCCAAAAGUAUGGGGAGGAUCUUCAGAUCCAGCUGUCCUGAAGCUCACUGCCUGUGCUCUGGACAGCGUCUAAGGGGCGUGUGAAACUGAAGGUGGAAGGACUGCUUUUAAUACAAUGUCUCCACUAACACCCGGGCCUGUGUUCCCUAACAGCCAGCAGCAGAUCUGCCAGAUUUGGCGUUUUGUAGAGUUAAAUCCAUUGACCAAAAAGGCAACAGGGAGGACCCAGGAAACUACAGGCCAGUUAGCCUCACCUCUGCCCCUAGAAAGGUGGUGGAACAGCUCAUCCUCAGUGUCAUUUGUAAACACAUGAAGGAAAAGAUGGUUAUCGGGAGGUUUCAACACAGAUUGACCAAGGGGAAAUCCUGCCUGACCAACCUGAUAGCCCUCUGUGAUGGUGUAACUGGCUGGCUAGAUGAAGGUUGAGCAGUGGAUGUCAUCUGCCUUGACUUCAGCAAGGCUUUUCACACUAUCUCCCAUAACAUCCUCAUCAGAAAGCUCAGGCAGUGUGGCUUGGAUGAGUGGACAGUGAGGUGGAUGGAGAGCUGCUGAAUGACAGAGCCCAGAGGGUGGGGAUCAAUGGAGCUGAGUCCUGUGGCCAGUGGGGUCUGUGUAGGGCCAGUCUGAUUCAACAUCUUCAUCAACAACCUGGAUGAGGGGACAAAGGGACCCUCAGCAAGUUCCCUGCGGGCACCAAACUGGGAGCACUGGCUGAUUCCCCAGAGGCUGUGCUGCCACUCAGCAGGAUCUCAACCAGCUGGAGAGUUAGGCAGAGAGGAACCUUCUGAGGUUCAACAAGGAUAAGUGCAGAGUCCUGCAGCUGGGGAGGAACAACCCCCUGCACCAGGACAGGCUGGGGGUGACCUGCUGGAGAGCAGCUCCAGGAGAGGGGCCUGGGAGUGCUGGUGGGCCGCAGACUAAGCAUGGUACAGCAGUGUGGCCUUGUGGGCAAGAAGCCAAUGGCAUCCUGAGGGCAUCCAGAAGAGUGUGGGCAGCAGGUCAAGGGAGGUUCACCUCCCCCUCUACUCUAUCCUGGUGAGGCCUCAUCUGGAGUCCUGUGGCCAGUGCUGGGCUCCCCAGCUCCAGAGGGACAGGGAACUGCUGGAGAGAGGCGAGUGCAGGGACACCAAGAUGAUCAGGGGACUGGAGCAUCUUCCUGAUGAGGAAAGGCUGUGGGACCUGGGGCUGUUCAGUCUGGAGGAGACUGGGGAGACACCGCAUUAAUACAAGUAUUUAAAAAGUGUCUGUUAGGACGAUGGAGGGGGCACUUUUUCUGUUGUCUCCUUUCCUAGUUUAUCACUGACUAGUUCAGUGUGGUACACUAAGGGAACUCGUCUUCUUAAAGUGACUAUGGAGAGUUGUUUUCUGCCACCCAGGAUGUGUGAUGCAUCCAGACCAUUUCUCUAACACAGAGCACAAUAUAUGAACAUCUGUAGGUUUUCUGGCAGAUGUAUCUGCGCCCUUGGCUGCAGCUUGACUCUCCUGAUAAAAGCCUUUCUUUGGUUUCUGUGCAGUUGUACUCAUACCACAUCUUCUCAGAGAAGUCUCCCUGUCAGAGAGAGAUUCCUUGUUUUUGGAAGUGGUAAAGAAAGCUUACUUUAUAUUUGUGUGGAGUCAGCUGUAUCAGCAUCACAGGCAGGGCUCAGGGAGCUGCCUGGUGGCAGGUGCCUGCUGAGGAGUGCCACUCUGGCAGUAGGGAUGCACCCUCUUGAGUUUUCUCUUAAAACAGCCUCCAGCAACACAUAGUGUAUUAAAAACUCCUUCUUUCCUAAUUCCAUUACUUUUUCUUGAAUAGCUUGUGGUAAGUACCUUUUGCUAUCUGCCUGAAAUGAGGUCAGGUGUCUCACAAGAGAUGAGAGGAUGCAAAGUUCAUCUGAAGACCAGCAUCUUGUAAGAGAUCAGACACUGGAAAAUCUGGUGUUCUUUCCCUGGAGUUGACAUGUGUGGUGGUAAGCAGGUCAUACUCUCUGCAUGUCCCUAAAAUGGGACUGAUAAUACUUAGCUAUCUCACAAGGGUGUUGUGAGGCUUGGUUAAUUAAUGUUUUUGUAAAUGCUUUGAAAAUCUGAAGCUAGCACGUGCUGAGCGCUACUGGUGUUUAUCGAAUGUGCUGCUCUCUGACUUUCUUAAAUGCUCAUGUUUUUUGCCUGGUGCUAGACCUUAGUUAAAUAUAACUUUUAAAAACUA